AUGUUUCAUUGGUUUCCGGUGGAACCAAGUCUGCUCUCAGCAACGGUCCUUGUUUGUUUUGCUUGUCAAAUUAGCGAGCAAUCAUCACUAUCAUUAUCAUCAUUAUCGAUCGUAUCAUCUUUAAUAUCGCCAAACCUACCAAUGUCGUCGUUAUCAUCACUAAUAGUACCAUGUUCUUCUGGAAAUUAUUUAUCUGAAGUGAACCAAGAACUGUUUUUUGCUAAACGAUCUAUCGAUAAGAAACGUCUAAUUCAAACUCAUCACAGUACCAAAUACAAUGUUAGAUUUGGCAGAUUAAGUAGCAGAUCCACUCUUUCUAGUGAUACAGAACGCAGAAAUGUCCGAAAAAGAAGAGCUACUGAUCAAGAUUGCAGUGCCGGAUUAUGUUGCUUGAAAAGUAUAUAUUUUGAUUUCCAUGAACACGGUAUGGACAAUAUCAUCAGGCCAUCAGGAUUCAAUAUGAAUUUUUGUGACGGCGAGUGCAAUAUACAAAUUGGAACUAGUGAUCGUGAUGCGUUAAUUUUGCAAGACGGAAUAAAUCAUCCAGAAAGUCCAUUCCUGAAAAGACUUUCAUGUUGUGUACCGAUUAGAUGGUCAUCAGUUGAGAUUGUAGAAGAAAGAAAUGGUACUGAAUUUGAUCGUAUAUUGGAAAAUGUGAAAGUGAUGGAAUGUGGCUGUGCAAUCUAG
This is a messenger RNA of Cercopithifilaria johnstoni, 687 nucleotides long. The record is from the annotation of a GenBank genome assembly. Lineage: Eukaryota; Metazoa; Nematoda; Chromadorea; Rhabditida; Onchocercidae.